GAAGUUGCCAGGGACAGAAAACAUGGCAGCCAGUGGGAAGACGAGUAAGUCUACACAAAACCAUGUCAUCUUCAAGAAGGUCUCUCGGGACAAGUCGGUGACAAUCUACCUGGGGAAGAGAGACUACGUAGACCAUGUCAACCAAGUAGAACCUGUGGAUGGAGUUGUGUUGAUUGAUCCUGAGCUCGUCAAGGGGAAGAAAGUUUAUGUCUCUCUGACUUGCGCCUUCCGCUAUGGCCAGGAAGACAUCGACGUGAUUGGCCUGAGCUUCCGCAGGGACCUGUAUUUCUCUCGGGUCCAGGUGUACCCUCCUGUGGGGGCUGCGAAUGCCCCCACAAAACUGCAGGAGAGUCUGGUCAAGAAGCUGGGGGCCAACACCUACCCCUUUCUGCUCACGUUUCCUGACUAUCUGCCCUGCUCAGUGAUGUUGCAGCCAGCUCCACAAGAUGUGGGAAAGUCCUGUGGGGUCGACUUUGAGGUCAAAGCAUUCACCACAGACAGCACAGAUGGUGAAGAGGACAAAAUUCUCAAAAAGAGCUCUGUGCGUCUGCUGAUCCGUAAAGUACAGCAUGCUCCGUCGGAGAUGGGCCCUCAGCCCCGAGCUGAGUCAGCCUGGCAGUUCUUCAUGUCGAACAAGCCCCUGCACCUAGCAGUCUCCCUCAGCAAAGAGGUCUAUUUCCAUGGGGAACCCAUUCCUGUGACGGUGACUGUGACCAACAACACAGAGAAAACAGUGAGGAAGAUUAAAGCAUCAGUGGAACAAGUGGCCAACGUGGUCCUCUACUCCAGCGACUAUUAUGUCAAGCCAGUGGCCAUGGAGGAAACACAAGAGAAAGUGCCCCCAAACAGCACUUUGACUAAGACGCUGACCCUGGUGCCCCUGCUGGCGAACAAUCGGGAGAAGCGGGGCAUCGCCCUGGACGGGAAGAUCAAGCAUGAGGACACGAACCUCGCCUCCAGUACCAUCAUUAAGGAUGGCAUAGACCGGACCAUCCUGGGGAUCCUGGUGUCCUACCAGAUCAAGGUGAAGCUCACGGUGUCAGGCUUUCUGGGAGAGCUCACCUCCAGUGAAGUGGCCACCGAGGUGCCGUUCCGCCUCAUGCACCCCCAGCCCGAGGACCCAGUAAAAGAAGGUUUUCAGGAUGAAAAUUUGGUUUUUGAGGAGUUUGCUCGCCAAAACCUGAACGAUGUGACCGAAAUCGAGGAAGGGAAGAAAGACAAGGAGGAGGAUGAAUGAAGAGGCGGCCAGGGAGCAGGAAAUGGCCUGGAGCUACCAGGCGACCAGCGGAGCCCCAGAGUUACCCUUUAGAACCACGCUAGAGAUGAA
Messenger RNA from Trichechus manatus latirostris (Florida manatee), 1327 nucleotides. It is a transcript of the gene SAG, whose product is annotated as S-antigen visual arrestin. Gene Ontology annotation, cellular component: photoreceptor inner segment; photoreceptor outer segment. Gene Ontology annotation, molecular function: G protein-coupled receptor binding. The transcript has 15 exons. The record is from RefSeq and is a predicted model, not a curated record. Lineage: Eukaryota; Metazoa; Chordata; Mammalia; Sirenia; Trichechidae. Gene Ontology annotation, biological process: signal transduction; G protein-coupled receptor internalization. The coding region runs from base 23 to 1237 and encodes 404 amino acids.